AUGCCGCCCAGAAAGAAGAGAGCUUCUGUGGCUGAGGCUGACGAUGCCGAUGAUGCGUAUGAUCCCCAAAAGAAGAACAAAGCAGGGAGUGAUGAUGGGGAUGAUCAGAAACCGAAAAAGAAGCCACGGGCCAAGAAGGAGAAGGAACCUGAAGAAGUCCAUACAGCGCUCGAGGGACCUGCCUGGACAGUGGUGCCCCCAUCCCUGUUGUACAGGGAAGGUGGACCAAAAUCAGGAGAGAAGAUAGCUGCAUUUGAUCUGGAUGGAACGCUUGUGCUCACCAAGAGCAAUCAGCCCUAUGUGACAUCUCCAGAUGACUUCAAACUCUUCAACAAGGAAGUGCCCAAAGUCCUGAAUGAGUAUGCCGAGAAGGGUUACAAGAUCGUCGUCUUCAGCAACCAGGCAGGCAUCGGAAAGUCCUUGGACGGAAAAAUGUCUGUGAAGUUGAGGCAGAGGGCAGAGAACAUCCUUACAAAGCUGGAUGUGGAAGCGACAGUGCUGUACGCAGCUGGCAAGGAGGACAGCUUCAGGAAGCCUGGAACUGGCAUGUGGGAGUACUUUGUGGAGCAUCUGAAUGGCGGCGUGUCUCCUGACAAGGCGCAGAGCUUCUUUGUGGGAGAUAUGGCUGGCAGGUCAAUUGACAUACAGGAGUCAGACAGUGACAAGGAGGGAGCAGCUAAGAAGCAAGCAGCCCUUCCAAAGGCUGGUCAGGAGGGUGAGAACCAUAAUGCGGAGCUCUCGGCUGCAUUCGAGCAGCUGGCUGACCACUUCACAAAGCGCGGAGAAGGGUUCAAGGCGCGUGCUCUGGACAAGUCAGGGAAGAUAAUUGCUGCGCACUCAUCUAAAGUCACCUCCAGCAAAGAUCUGAAAGGCACAGCUGGAAUCGGCAAGGGCAGCAUGGGCUAUAUUGAUGAGUUCCUAGAAACUGGCACCAUCGCCGCGCUGGAUGAGGCGGGCGGAUUCCAGAACCCAGCAGCCAAGGGCGAUGCAAAGCCCAGCGAAGAGCAGACGAUGGCGUUGAAGUUCCUGUGA
Coccomyxa subellipsoidea C-169 is the source of this 1032-nucleotide messenger RNA. Its product is annotated as PNK3P-domain-containing protein. Gene Ontology annotation, biological process: DNA repair. The coding region runs from base 1 to 1032 and encodes 343 amino acids. The transcript has 9 exons. NCBI's taxonomy places the organism in Eukaryota, Viridiplantae, Chlorophyta, Trebouxiophyceae, Coccomyxaceae. The record is from RefSeq and is a predicted model, not a curated record. Gene Ontology annotation, molecular function: double-stranded DNA binding; polynucleotide 3'-phosphatase activity; ATP-dependent polydeoxyribonucleotide 5'-hydroxyl-kinase activity.